This is a messenger RNA of Penicillium subrubescens, 1264 nucleotides long. Its product is annotated as ribose-5-phosphate isomerase RKI1. The transcript is spliced from 3 exons. The record is from RefSeq and is a predicted model, not a curated record. Gene Ontology annotation, cellular component: intracellular membrane-bounded organelle. Gene Ontology annotation, biological process: pentose-phosphate shunt, non-oxidative branch; D-ribose metabolic process. Bases 1 to 1143 code for a protein of 380 amino acids. Lineage: Eukaryota; Fungi; Ascomycota; Eurotiomycetes; Eurotiales; Aspergillaceae. Gene Ontology annotation, molecular function: ribose-5-phosphate isomerase activity.
AUGCCUCCCCCCACUCCUCCGUGGUUCUACUUACUGCAUUCAGAAGUCCAACAACCCCACAUCGCGAUCAACACCAAUGACGCUCUCCUGCAGGUCCAACGUGACCGGGUUCCAGAAGAAGAAACGGGCUCAAUCCAUAAACUCUUCCGAGUUCCCUCCCUCAUGGUCCCUCUGCCCCGGUUUUCUUUUCUCCGCGUCACCCCUCCUCUUCGUUCUCUUCCGCAAUCGCCCCGCCUCCACCUUCACUUUCAAUUUCAAUCUCGACCGAGACUCACCUCUUCCUUCACCACCCCCCUCCUCCUUCUCCCCCGCCACCUUGCUACAAUGGCCGACGCCGUCGAAGCCGCUAAGCGCGCUGCCGCAAAGACCGCUGUCGCCAAUCACUACCCCGAAAACGCUCGCUGGGUCGGCAUUGGCAGCGGCACUACUAUCGUCUACGUUGUCGAGGCGAUCAAGGCUCUUGGUGUUGAUACCUCCAACACUCGCUAUGUGCCUACGGGUUACCAGUCGCGCCAACUGAUUGUCAGUGCUGGACUGACUGCUGUCGAGUUUGACGCUGUGCCUGCAGGGACCGUCCUGGAUGUCGCAUUUGACGGCGCUGACGAGGUCGACGAUGAUUUGAACUGUAUCAAGGGUGGUGGCGCCUGUCUGUUCCAGGAGAAGAUUGUCGCGAUGCAGGCUAAGCAGUUCAUUUGCGUUGCCGACUCCCGCAAACUCCAAUCCCGCCUCCUCACCAACUGGAAAUACAUCCCCAUCGAAGUCGCCCCCAUCGCCGCUUACCGCGUCCUAAACAAACUCCUCGAACUCGGCGCCAUCAACCCCAUCAUCCGCACCAACAAGGACCCCAAGCAAGGCCCCCUCAAGACCGACCAGGACUUCUUCCUCAUCGACGCCCCCUUCAAGCCGCUCCUGACCAAGGCCGACGUUGCCAAUGGCCAGGAUGGUUCUGGCAAGGACGGUGUUUGGGAGGUCAACUUGCUUGCGCGCGAGAUUAAGCAGAUCACUGGUGUUUUGGAUGUUGGUAUUUUCUCUGGGUUGACGGGGCCUGAGGCUACUGCUGCGGGUGGUGUUGGUGGUCAGCGGCCUGUUGCGGCGUACUUUGGUAUGCCUGAUGGGUCUGUUUCGGUGCGGAAGGCGCUGUAAAAGGGGAAUUUGAUUGGGGGAUUGACGACCCUGUACAGCAUGGGAAUGGCAUGGACGUGAUAUAGCGCAAGUCCUUAUAUAUAUACUAGAUGAUACCAAGAUGCCUAGAAACGAAGAGACG